AUGGACGAUAGGACCGUCGACCUCGGUGAAGAUGUCGAGUCCGUCCAAGUGGGCGUGGAGGACCCGGACGCCGAGUUUGGCGGGGCGGAGGCUCGGAGGAAGCUCGAGAGAAGACUUCUCUUGAAAUUGGAUGCCCGGAUGUUCAUCUUGAGCUGCACGACUGAGAGGCUUGAGGCCGACUUGCACCUUCAAGGCCAACAAUUCGCGACGUUGCUGUCCAUACUCUAUGUCGGAUACAUCAUCAUGCAAAUACCUUCGAACAUGAUUUUGAAUUAUGUCGGGAAGCCCUCCCUUCAUCUUCCGUUCUGCAUGAUUGUCUGGGGCGUUCUUUCCAUCUUGACGGGUAUUACACACAAUUUCGUCGGCGCACUACUGACGCGGUUCUUCCUGGGCUUCAUGGAGGCCGCCUUCUUCCCUGGUGCGCUCUUCCUUAUUAGCAAGUGGUACAAGCGCAGCGAACUCGGCAGACGAACCGCCAUCCUCUAUGGCGGCAACAUCAUCAGCAACGCGUUCGGCUCCCUCAUCGCUUCCGGGAUCCUGGACACGAUGCAAGGCAAGCUCGGAGAUGCUGCCUGGCGCUGGCUGUUCUACAUCGAGGGUUCUCUAACCGUAUUCUUUGCCAUCUGCGCGAUCUUCAUCUUGCCUGACUUCCCUGCCACGGAGAAGGGGCGGUGGCUUAGUCCCAUCGAGAAGCAACUGGCUCUGCGGCGCAUGGAAGAAGACGCGGGUGUCGGCGACGAACAGGAAACGGAAACGGGCCGGCAUGGAGCUGGGUUGUUGAUGGCGAUCACGGACUGGAAAGUCUGGUGGAUGGCGUUCGCUAUGCUCAGCCAGGUCGUUUGCUUGAGCUUCAACGCGUAUUUCCCCACCCUCAGUGCCACGCUGGGAUAUAGCUCUACGGUGUCGCUCUUGUUGUGCGCUCCUCCGUUCGUACUUGCGGCCAUCCUCGCCUAUGUCAACUCCCGCCAUUCCGAUCGGACACAGGAACGAUUCUAUCAUAUGACGAUCUCUUGGGCGAUAGGCAUCGUAGGCUUCAUCAUCUCCAUUUGCACCAUGAACACCGCGGCUCGAUACAUUUCACUGUUCUUGAUGGCGCAACAAUAUGCCGGCUUCGUGGUCAUGUAUACAUGGGUCAGCAACUCAUUCCCUCGCCCACCGUCUAAACGUGCUGUGGCGGUAGCGCUGGUCAAUGCCUUUUCGCAAAUCGGGAACGUGGCUGGAUCGUAUGUAUGGCCCAGUAACUGGGGACCUACAUAUAGAUACUCCUACGCCAUCUGUACUGCCACUUGCGGGUGCGCCAUCAUCAUGAGCUAUAUAUUCAAGCUUCAUCUGGAGUCGCUGAAUCGGCAAAUGGACGAGGAGGAACGAGAGAAGGGGAUAACGGAAAAGGGCUUCCGUUACUUGAUAUGA
Molecule: messenger RNA, 1410 nt
Organism: Fomitopsis serialis
Lineage: Eukaryota; Fungi; Basidiomycota; Agaricomycetes; Polyporales; Fomitopsidaceae
Product: MFS general substrate transporter
Exons: 9
Coding region: 1-1410 (469 amino acids)
Biological process (GO): transmembrane transport
Cellular component (GO): membrane
Molecular function (GO): transmembrane transporter activity
Source: RefSeq, a predicted model, not a curated record